AUGGCGCUUGCUGCGAAGAACAAAAUUGCGUUCAUUGAUGGCUCCAUCCCACGGCCUGAAUCUGGUAACACUCUUCUCCCAUCUUGGUUGCGUUGUAACAAUAUGGUGAUGUCCUGGUUAGUCAAUUCUGUUUCACCUGAAAUCGCUCAAAGUAUUAUGUACUUUGAUCAAGCCACCGAUAUGUGGCAAGAUAUAGCUGAAAGGUUCAAUGAGGGCAAUGGACCUCGUAUAUUUCUUGACUAUUACAAUCGAAACCAAGUCUUGCAAUUUCUCACUGGCUUGAACGAGUCAUAUGCCUCGGUUCGAGCCCAAAUUGUGUUAACUGAACCACUACCGAACCUCUCUCGAGUCUUUGCUAUGAUAGUUCAAGAAGAGCAUCAACGCACUCUCGGAUCUUCAGAAAACCCACCUCUUGCCUCUUCGGUUCGCCCACCAUCUACUGAUCCUCCAAGAAGUAAAAAACCUCGGCCUUCUUGUUCUCACUGUGGCAAACCAGGUCACCUUGUGGAUAAAUGUUUUUUCCUCCAUGGUUUCCCACCUGGUUAUGGGGACAAAAAGAAGGCUGAUAAAGGAAAGGCUCCAGCCAAUCACACCUCCUCUACACCGAAUGCAAAUCACACAACAGCCCCCAAUAUCCCUGCUGAUCUUACAUCACAAUGUCAACAAUUAAUAUCCCUCCUCAGCCAGCAGCUCAGCCAAGCAACUCCAUCUGCUGAAAAUACACUAGCUGCUUCGAAUAUGGCCGUUUUACCUACUGGUGGGUUGGUACAAGUCACAAAAUGUGGCACAGUUUGCAUCAAUAACUCUCUUGUUUUGCAUAAUGUCCUAUAUGAUCCUUCUCGGAAGGUGGUGAUUGGGAUAGCUAAGAAACAUGACAAAUUGUACCUCCUAUCUCAAGACAAACCACUUGCUGCUGCCUCUAGUCAAUCUUCUUUCGAUUUAUAUACAUCAAAUGUAAACCAAUGGCACAAUCGCCUUGGUCAUCCAUCAUUGUAUAUUUCGAAUUUUAUAAAUAAAAAAGAUUGA
Messenger RNA from Cannabis sativa, 1026 nucleotides. RefSeq lists its product as uncharacterized. The record is from RefSeq and is a predicted model, not a curated record. The transcript is spliced from 4 exons. Bases 1 to 1026 code for a protein of 341 amino acids. NCBI's taxonomy places the organism in Eukaryota, Viridiplantae, Streptophyta, Magnoliopsida, Rosales, Cannabaceae. Gene Ontology annotation, molecular function: nucleic acid binding; zinc ion binding.